GAGUGUGGAGCCGGGCUGCGUGCUGACAGUUUCGGCGGUUGCGAGCCGCUCCUGUCGUGGGACGCGUCCCAGCAGCGCGGGCGGCCCCGGUCCCCUCGGGCUCCGCGGCUCCGAGGCCACCAUGGACGACAAGGAGUUAAUUGAGUAUUUUAAGUCUCAGAUGAAAGAAGACCCUGACAUGGCCUCAGCAGUAGCUGCCAUCCGGACUUUACUGGAGUUCUUGAAGAGAGAUAAAGGGGAGACCAUCCAGGGCCUGCGCGCGAACCUCACCAGCGCCAUAGAGACGCUGUGUGGCGUGGACUCCUCGGUGGCCGUGUCCUCGGGCGGCGAGCUCUUCCUGCGCUUCAUCAGCCUCACCUCCCUGGAGUACUCGGAUUACUCGAAAUGUAAAAAGAUCAUGAUUGAGCGGGGAGAACUUUUUCUCAGGAGAAUAUCCCUAUCGAGGAGUAAGAUUGCAGACCUGUGCCAUACUUUCAUCAAAGACGGGGCGGUGGGGGGGGUGCUGAGAACCUGCAUUUCUCACGAGUUCUCGGGGGAGGCCCAGAAAGGAGCUGGGGCGCGUCCAUCCACCUUGCAUCGCGCAGAACCGUGUAGUCUGUUCCCCAAAACACAGCGGAUACUGACUCACGCCUACUCCAGAGUGGUCCUGAGAGUUUUGGAGGCAGCCGUGGCGGCUAAGAAGCGCUUCCGGGUGUACAUUACCGAGUCCCAGCCCGAUUUAUCAGGGAAGAAAAUGGCCAAAGCUCUCUGCCACCUCAAUGUCCCCGUCACUGUGGUGCUAGAUGCGGCCGUUGGCUAUAUCAUGGAGAAAGUGGACCUUGUCAUAGUUGGUGCUGAAGGAGUUGUGGAAAACGGGGGCAUCAUUAACAAGAUCGGAACCAACCAGAUGGCCGUGUGCGCCAAAGCCCAGAACAAGCCUUUUUAUGUGGUUGCAGAAAGUUUCAAGUUUGUGCGGCUCUUCCCACUCAACCAGCAAGAUGUCCCAGAUAAGUUUAAGUAUAAGGCAGAUACUCUGAAGUCUGCGCAGACCGAACAGGACCUCAAAGAGGAGCACCCGUGGGUCGACUACACCUCCCCUUCCUUGAUUACACUGCUCUUCACGGACCUGGGGGUGCUGACACCCUCAGCAGUCAGCGACGAGCUCAUCAAGUUGUACCUGUGACCGGGGCCCUCUCCUGCUGGCGCACCGCCCAGGGACCGGGGCAGGGGGAGCAGCCUCUUGACUCGGCGAGUCAGGCAAAACUGAAUUCUUCAGGUUUUAUUUUUAAGUAAUCUCUAUACCCAGUGUGGGGCUCGAACUCACAGCGCUGACUUCAAGAGUCGUGUACCCCACCGAGUCAGCCAGGCGCUCUUAAAACUGAUUUUUUUUCUUUAGUGAAGACUUACGGACUAAGGACCUAAAACUUCAAGAAUUUUUUAUUCAUUUCAGCCCCAUCUAAAAUGUGUUCAUGGUUUCCAUAAAGCCAACCUGAAUUGUGCUUAUGGUUUCCAAACACUUUCUAAUUUCCAGAAAUACAAAUUAGAUUGUAUUUCGUUGGCUACUUAUCCAAUGAAAGCCCUGCCCAAGCCCACCUCCCUUCUCCCCUGCACUCCAGGCUGAUUUGCUGAAAGCAUCAAUUACAGGGAUGCACGCCUGAAAACGCAGGCCUCCCUGACCGUGGCCAGGUGCCCCCGCAGGGCCGGACAGCUGCCCGGACACAUGUGACGUGCGGGCCUGGUGAGAAAGGCCGGAAACCGUGUUCAGUGCUCCUCAGGCUUCCGGCGGUGAACACCAGCCCGGGACUGCCAUCCGCUCAGGGGCUCGGGGGUCCCCCAGCUGCAGAAUGGAAACCGGCAAGAGAACGCAAGGAAGGCAGAAACAGCAUGUAGCAGGAGUAGCCUACGUGGCUCAUCACGUGUGAAGACCUUCCAGAACAUUCAUAAACUGAAAGUCGGCAUCUGUGAAAGAUGUGAGUCUCCUUUAGAUGAGUUUGUGCCUGAACAGCUUUUUUAAAUUGUGCUUGGGGACAAAUUGAGCAUCUUUUCAAAUAAAUUUCAUGAGAGGUUUUGAGA
Messenger RNA from Suricata suricatta (meerkat), 2052 nucleotides. RefSeq names its product eukaryotic translation initiation factor 2B subunit alpha (gene EIF2B1). The transcript is spliced from 10 exons. Gene Ontology annotation, molecular function: translation initiation factor activity; guanyl-nucleotide exchange factor activity. Gene Ontology annotation, biological process: translational initiation. The coding region runs from base 122 to 1162 and encodes 346 amino acids. NCBI's taxonomy places the organism in Eukaryota, Metazoa, Chordata, Mammalia, Carnivora, Herpestidae. Gene Ontology annotation, cellular component: eukaryotic translation initiation factor 2B complex. The record is from RefSeq and is a predicted model, not a curated record.